UACGACUCGCAUUUUCUGCUGACCUUUCCCUUCGGAAAAAUCAAAUCAAAGAGCAAGUAACCGGUUUUGUUUUCCGCUGUAGCUUCUCCUCCUCUUCCUUUACGUCUCCCUCCGAUCUGGGGUUUUUCAUCUCCUUCUAUACUUGUUGUUACAGCUGGGAGAACUCAUGCACGGGAAUACGAAUCUUUGAUAACGAAUUUCAAGUAAAAAGUCGAAUCCAACCAAUCGGGGAGUUGAAUUAGAGAGAGAGAGAGAGAGUAUGGGGAAGGUGGCGGUCGGAGCAGCGGUAGUGUGUGCGGCGGCGGUAUGCGCGGCGGCGGCUCUGGUGGUGCGCCACAGGAUGAGGAGCUCGGGGAAGUGGGCCCGAGACAUGGCGAUCGUCAAGGAAUUUGAGGAGAAGUGUGGUACCCCCCUUGGUAAGCUGAGACAGGUGGCUGACGCCAUGACCGUUGAGAUGCAUGCUGGUCUCGCAUCGGAGGGUGGCAGCAAACUCAAGAUGCUAAUCAGCUACGUCGACAACCUCCCCACUGGGAAUGAGAAAGGGCUUUUUUAUGCACUGGACCUUGGAGGGACAAACUUCCGUGUCCUACGAGUACAGCUAGGAGGGCCAGGAAAACACAUUAUCCAUCAAGAAUUUGAUGAAGUUGCAAUUCCUCGACAUUUGAUGACAGGGAGUUCUGACGAAUUGUUUGAUUUUAUAGCCGCAGCUCUUGCAAAAUUUGUUGCUACAGAAAGUGAAGGGUUUCAUCCAGCACCUGGUAGACAAAGGGAGUUGGGUUUUACCUUCUCAUUCCCAGUGAGACAAUUAUCGAUUUCAUCAGGGACCUUGAUAAAGUGGACAAAGGGAUUCAACAUUGAAGAUGUGGUUGGACAAGAUGUGGUUGGAGAAUUGACCAAAGCCAUGGAAAAGAUUGGCCUAGAUAUGCGUGUGUCAGCUUUGGUCAAUGAUACAAUCGGAACAUUAGCAGGAGGUAGAUACUGCAACCAGGAUGUCAUUGCUGGUGUCAUUUUAGGCACUGGUACAAAUGCAGCAUAUGUAGAAAGGGCACAUGCUAUUCCCAAGUGGCAUGGUCUUCUUCCUAAAUCAGGAGAGAUGGUUAUCAAUAUGGAGUGGGGUAACUUCCGGUCAUCCCACCUUCCACUAACAGAAUAUGAUCAAGCACUAGACGAUGAGAGUUUAAACCCUGGAGAACAGAUCUUUGAGAAGAUAAUUUCUGGUAUGUAUUUGGGGGACAUUGUACGCAGGGUUCUGUGUAGGAUGGCUGAAGAAGCUGCAUUUUUUGGUGAUACCGUUCCACCCAAAUUGAGAAUUCCUUUAAUACUGAGGACUCCAGACAUGUCUGCAAUGCAUCAUGACAAGUCUUCAGAUCUGAGAGUGGUUGGGAGCAAAUUGAAGGAUGUCUUAGAGAUAUCUAAUACCUCCCUGAAAAUGAGAAAAGUCAUUGUGGAGCUUUGCGACAUUGUUGCCUCACGUGGGGCCCGCCUAUCCGCUGCUGGGAUCUUUGGUAUCCUCAAGAAAUUGGGUAGAGACACGAUCAGGGAUGGAGAGAAUCAGAAGUCGGUUAUAGGGAUCGAUGGAGGGUUGUAUGAGCACUACACUGAAUUCAGGACAUGUUUGGAGAGUACACUCAAGGAGUUAUUGGGAGAGGAAGUUGCUGAGAACGUCUCCGUUGAGCACUCCAAUGAUGGCUCUGGCGCUGGAGCUGCCCUCCUUGCUGCCUCACAUUCCCAAUACCUUGAGGUAGAGGAAUCAUGAAAAAAUGUCGGAGCCAAGGUAGAUGGAGAAGUGUGACAUUUUCAUUAUUAAUUUUUUUUUUUGUAUAUUUGUUGUUUCUCCCUUUUUCAUCAUUCCGGAUCACUCGGAGCUCGUCUUUGCUCCUAGUUCAAGAGAUCAUGCCAGCAAAACCUUAAUUUAUGGUCUUGCAGAGCACAUAGUAUAGAACAGUGGAUCAUAUUUGGCGGGUAAGUAGGGCUCAUGCUUACAUGCUGCAGCCUCUAAUUCUGCUGCUUUUGUGAUGGUGUUGUAUUUUGUUGGUAUUGGCAUAUUUUAAGUGCACUUGUACUGAAUUAUGAAAUAAAAUGGGGUAUGUUAACUGUU
Molecule: messenger RNA, 2098 nt
Organism: Juglans microcarpa x Juglans regia
Lineage: Eukaryota; Viridiplantae; Streptophyta; Magnoliopsida; Fagales; Juglandaceae
Product: hexokinase-1-like
Exons: 9
Coding region: 260-1756 (498 amino acids)
Biological process (GO): glycolytic process; glucose 6-phosphate metabolic process; intracellular glucose homeostasis
Cellular component (GO): mitochondrion; cytosol
Molecular function (GO): glucokinase activity; fructokinase activity; D-glucose binding
Source: RefSeq, a predicted model, not a curated record